CAAAAUCAUUGACUUAAUCAGGAAAACAAGGCGGUGUUUUAGAAGAUAGAGGUGGACGAGGUACACCAGGUAGAGGUAGUACUAAUUCUACUGGAGAACGAAUAGAUCUUGAAUAGGCUUUUUUAGAGUGGUCUGAUUUCAUUCUCAAUUAUAACAAGUGUUGUUGAGGAGCAUCGUAAUCACAAUUUUUCAAGUGUCUUAGCAGCUGCAACAGCAACAUCACUAUUCAUUCACUUUCACAUUCAAGGAAUUUUCUUAAUUUCAGUUCAGAAUCAAAAAAAUGACGGAAAGUGAUGGAAAGGGUGACUUCGGAGGGCGAACCCUCUACUGCGGUAACCUCGCAUGGAAGGUCGGUUGGCAAGAUCUUAAGGACUUCUUUGGAGAUAAGAUGGAGGUACUUAGAAAGACUUCUUUUUUAGAGAUGAUAGGACGGUGGAGGUAUAUUAACGUCGAAAACAGAGCCUUUACAGAGUCUGAUAAGGAAGUAGAAAUCAAUAAUUGAGUUAUUUCUAUAGUAUAAGCAACUCCAAAACUUUGACUUCAUUCGACUGUGAAAAUUCUCCAACAUCAUCAACAGCAACUGCCAGUCCAUCUCCUUUAUCACCUCCCUGAUCCCUCCCACAUCAAAAAAAUUACAACAAGGUCGAGCACGCGGAGGUCCUAACCUACAAAGACGGCAAGAAGACGGGCUCUGGUGUGGUUCGAUUUAAGAGACCCGAAGACGCUGAAAAAGCCAUGAAGGAGUUUCAAGACAAGCCAUUGAAAGGCAGAGAGGUCUUCCUCCGACCCGACGCUAAGGGAGGAAAGGGACCGGGAAGCGCGAGUAAAAGCACACAGUUGUUUAAGUAGAGACUAGUUCUCAUUCUCUUUCUGUUUCUCCUCUCAGAAUGGGAUAUUUGUUCAUCUACUACAACAAUUUCUCAUUCAAUUACUGGUGACUCUUCUUCUAUGUUCUCAAUUUUUUUUGAUUCAAUUUCAGACUAUACCACGUCUGCCUAUCUUCUCUCCUACCCACAACACAGGAAAGGGCCAAGGAAAAUACUUGUCAGAGGAAGCGGCUGCUUGCCAAUUGUUUGUCGGUAACCUCAGUUUUUCGACGAGCUGGCAAAACCUCAAGGAUUUUAUGGGAGAUGUCGGAGACGUAUUGAUGUUCGUGUUUUUUCUAUGACGUAACUAAUAAAUAUCUUACAGCUCUUAGGAGGUGCCAUUUUUUCACUGAAUGGCCUCAUACAUAGACACCUAUUGCUGCGUAUAUCUAUCAUAACACUACAGUACUACCUAAAAACAUCAGGUCGAGUACUGUGAUAUCCUCACUGACAAGGACGGAAGAAGUGCUGGCAGUGGUCUAGUACGAUUUAAGGAUCCGGAAGACGCCAAAAAGGCUAUUGCGGAAUUGCAAGAUGAGCUCUUAGAUGGCCGCAAAAUUAAGGGAGGUUUCGUAUUUUUAUAGAGUAAGUAAAAUAUCGGGUUUCGAGAAGUUCCUCGAGUUAUUAAAUAAUACAUCAUGAUUAUUCUCGACUUACGCUUUCCGAUAUGUAAAAAUAUGUAACUUUUUACAUGAAGAUCCACCUUGGUAUUUUCUCCAUUUUUCAAGGCUGCACUGACAGUAACAUCUUCCUUGGCCUUUUGCUGUUCUGAAGAAUGUAAGUAGAAAUAUUUGCGCAACCUCUAACAAGGUCUUUGUCAGAGAGGACAGAGACGGCCGAAGAAUCGAAGGCAAGAGCAGCAAGGGCAAGGGAAAGGGGAAAGAUGCGAAGGGAAAAGGCAAGACCUCAAAGGGAAGCAAGGCGAGUAGAGAAGACGAAGUUGCGGUAAUUUAAAUAAACUUUAUCAUUUUUGUACUAUGUGUUGAAACAACAUUUUGACUACGGGAGUUAUAGUUAAACUUGUAUUAACCUAGUACGGCUACAACGAACAUUCAGAUUCACUCACUACUAUAAAUUUAAGGGUAGGAUAAAGGUGCUUUUGUUCCCGCUUUUUAUGCCUUUCCUGGGUGAGAAAGGCAGAAAAAGCGGGGUCCACGGGCACCAAGACCCUACCUCUAAUAAAUCUCCUUGUUCUGCUUCUCUGACUUGGAGCUAGACAACUCUUACAAAAGUGUUCUUCUUCUAAAAAUUCUUCUAGUCAAUAUCAAACAAGCAAACCUCAUCUCGUCAGAUGUACGUCCCGGGCCUCGGCAGUGGCACGUCGUGGAAGGAUGUCAAAGACGCUUUUUCCGAGUUCAAACCAGUCCACACUGAAACGAAAAUGAUGGGAGGAUCUCUGUAUUGAUGUUCUUAUACUUUUUACUUAGUCUACUCAGUACAAGUACCUCUUGCUGUUUGAUCUUUUCAUUUUGGUGCGUAGCUGUUGAUUCACUCUCAACAUUUUGAUUCUUGUAAAUGAAUGAUAAUUUGAAGUGUGGUUACAGUUACUCCUCCACAAUACAGAUGCGGAAUCGUGAAAUUUUCAAUAAAUAUAUAGGUGCGGAAUCGUGAAAUUUUCGGAUGACAAAAUGGCAGAGAAGGCAUAUGAGGGUAUGUGGCAUGUGGAGUGUUUGGGUGUCAAAAAAAUCGAGCCGACAUGGGACAAGCCGGAAUGAGCUGAUAUGGGAUAAACCGGAUAUGGGAUAAACCGGACUUAAGUGAGAGGUCUUGCUUUUGUGCUCGGACGAUUGACAGAUGAUAGCUAAUACUAGUUUUGUGCUCGGACCUGCUUUGGCUUAUUUUAGUUGCGGCUUUAAAGUUGAAAUGUGGAGCUCGAUGAAGUUGUCGCAGGAGCAGGACUAGGUAGCUAGCUGAUGAAGAUGUCCUCAGCGGAGGAAAAAUACAAGUUAUAGAUACUGAUACAUACUACAACUCCUACUCGGAAUCCCUAGAAAAAUGUGUUACAAAUACAACUGAUACGAUACUGAAAGAACUGCUACGACUGUAUCCAUAAUCACUCAAGAGAUGUCGUUGUAUACCGUCAACUCCUUUGAAUUUUCGUCAUGAUUCUCACACUCCUAUUAACUACAUUCAAGGUAACUACAAGACUCUGACGACCUACAUGUAGUAGCGUCUGUACAUUUUUUUCUUUGUUGGCCAACAUGAUCAUAAUCAUGUUUCAUGAUCCUCUUGUUUGAUAUCGAUAUGGACGAAGAGGACGAACUCCAAGAACUCGCUACUAAAACUAAAUACUUCCAGUUGAUAUGCAGAAGCAACCUCUUCUAUUUCUAGGAUUGGGGAGAAACCUGUUGUACUCCCAAUGGCUGUAACAUGAAGAAGCUUUAUGACGAAUUUCUGUCAUGCGGGUUGAUGCUCCAGUGUAGUGACUCUAUUGUAUACUUACCCAAAAACAAGCAUCUCCAGUAACAAGAUAUGGUACUCGUUGUAUCCAAGAAACCCAAUCUCAUCGUCUACUCAGCAUAUUCUACUUCUAAUUCUAGCUGUAGCUGUAGUGUUAAGUAAUAUUAACAAUGUACUUCUCUUCUUGACCAUCAUGAUGAUUUUAUUUACUCCUGAUAAGUCCUGGACUAUCCUCAAAUUUCUUGAAAAAACAGCUAAUCAUUUGAUUUUCAUCAGAAGCAAUGCCAAGCAUGUAUCGACAUAUUCUUCACGGCACGAGCAACAUGAAUACGAUUUCCUCACACGCGCGUGAGGAAGCAAGAUGAGAACGCCAUGACUCUAGAAAGGCAUUCUCAGCAUGUGAAAGCAGAAUUUGAAAAAGUGCCUUUUCAUUUUUACUAUACCCAGAGUUCUUCAUCUUGGGUAAGCGCCGUAAGUGGUACAACUACAACUACAACUAAGAAAGGUGAGGCGCCUCAUCAAGAU
Molecule: messenger RNA, 3791 nt
Organism: Amoebophrya sp. A25
Lineage: Eukaryota; Dinophyceae; Syndiniales; Amoebophryaceae
Source: the annotation of a GenBank genome assembly